GAGGGAAGCAGGUUCAGGGCUCCGAGGGAGAGAGGGAGAGGAUGGAAGAGAGAAAACGGCAACAGCGGUUUAUAGGGCAGGCAUUUAAACAAAAGUGAAGGAGAGGAAAACUAACGGAAAGGUAUAGGCAAAAAGAAAGAGGUUAAAAGAGAAGAAACAGAAGGAAAGGAGUUACAGGAGAAAAAGAGCAACAGAAGCAGAGAUAGGUUGACCUGUCACCAUGACAACGGAAGUGGGCUCUGAGACAGAGGUGAAGGAGAAAGCCGAGGAGUCUGCUGCUCAGCCAGACCAAUCGGAGAAGGCUUCGGAGGAAACCCAGGAAGUAGCGAACACUGAGGGAGAGGAGAAGGAAAAAGAGAAGGAGAAGGAUAAAGAGGGGAAAGGAAUAUCUCGAUACCUGCCAACAUGGCUUAGGAAGCAGAAGUCUCAGAGUCAGACCUCCCCGACCAAGGAGGCCCCGCCCACAGAGGAAGCCGUUAGCAAGGUGACCCAGGAAGAGGAAGGGCCUGCCCCAGAAGUGAACGGUCACGCUGAGGAAGUGGAAGAAAAGGAGGCAGUAACGUCUGAGCAAGUGAAGGAAAAAGAAGCAGAAUCUCAUUCAAACGCCAGUGCAGAGACUGAGCCCGCCAAGGAAGAGAAGGCGGAGGAGAGCCCUGAGAAAAGCCCUGGGGAGGCUGAGGUGGCAACAGAGGGAGAAGGGGCAGAGGAGCAAAAGAAGGAGCAGGAAGGAGAGGGGAAAGGUGAAGAGGAGGGAGGGGAAGCCCAGACCUCCAUUUUCCAGUCUCCUCUUCGCUUGGUGAGGAAGACCAAGAUGAAGCUGAUUAUGUGUCGCGUGACACUGCUGGACGGGACCGACUUCACCUGUGAGGUAGAGAAACGUGCGAAGGGCCAGUACUUAUUCUUUAAGGUGUGUGAGCACCUUAACCUACUGGAAAAAGACUACUUCGGUCUGGCAUACACGGACAGCCAUGAACAGAAGUGUUGGUUGGAUCCCACUAAGGAAAUCAAGAGACAGAUACGCAGUAACAACUGGAAGUUUGCGUUCAACGUCAAGUUCUACCCUCCUGAACCCUCACUGCUCACUGAAGACAUUACCAGGUACCUUUUGUGUCUGCAGCUCCGUGAAGAUGUGGCUUCUGGUCGGCUGCCUUGCUCAUUUGUCACUCACGCUCUCCUGGGGUCAUACACAUUGCAGGCAGAAUUUGGUGACUAUGAACCCGACCAGCCUCGCCCUCUGGACUAUAUCGGUCAGCGGACCUUUGCACCCAAUCAGAACAAGGAGAUGGAGGAGAAGAUUCUUGAGCUCCACAAGUCUCACAGGGGAAUGACACCAGCACAGGCCGACGCUCAGUUUCUAGAAAAUGCCAAGAAACUGUCCAUGUACGGGGUGGACCUGCACCAUGCUAAGGAUUCGGAAGGUGUGGACAUCAUGCUUGGCGUGUGCGCCAACGGACUCCUGGUUUACAAAGACAGACUUCGGAUAAAUCGUUUUGCCUGGCCCAAAAUACUCAAGAUUUCAUACAAGAGGAACAACUUCUACAUUAAGAUCAGACCAGGAGAGACGGAGCAGUUCGAGAGCACAGUGGGAUUCAAACUCCAGAAUCAUCGAUCUGCCAAAAGGCUGUGGAAAGUCUGUGUGGAGAAUCACAGUUUCUUCAGGUUAAACGCACCAGAACCUCCUACCAAGGCCCGCUUCUUGACCCUGGGCUCCAAAUUCCGUUACAGCGGGCGGACCCAGGCCCAGACCCGCACGGCCAGCUCCCUCAUAGACCGACCUGCACCCAACUUUGAACGCACCUCAUCUAAACGGAUCAGCCGCAGUCUGGAUGGAGCACCAGUGAUCAGCAUAACGGAGGCCAGCAGGGACACGGCUGAAAACGGGCGUGAGCUCCACUCUGACUCUAAGUUUAAAGAGGUGGACUUAAGCCCUGGUGAUGCGGAAGCCGCACCAACCCAGUCACUUGGAGCCAGUGAGCUUGCCCUCUCUCAGGACCAUGAUAAGACCCAAGAAGAGGUUCUGAAACACCAAGCUAGCAUUAGCCAGCUAAAACGCUCCUUUAUGGAGGCGCCACCUCCCUCUCCUCCUCAGCCCAACCAGUGGGAGAAACGUCUCACCUCCUCUCCCGCUACAGCGAUACGUGUUCAACAGCAACAAGUGGAGAGUGUGCCCCAAACAGAAGCAGAUGCUGCCGAUAACGUGAUCUCUGAUACCAAAGAGCCUGCAAAGACAACCGAAGUUGAAAUUGAAGAAACCGUUGUCGUCCAGGAGGUUUCCAAAGCACCCAAACCUGGACUUGUCAUAGUUACAAUCAGCCCUCCUGCUGAGCAGGAAACAAGGGAGCAGGAAGUGAAAGUCGAAGAGGAAGUAGUGGUAGCGGCGGAGGCAAAGGUGGUGAAGCAGGAGAGCAUUUCAUCUGAGAGCGAGAGUGAAGAAGAAGCGGAGUACCAUCCAAAUGUCUCCGUGUCCAUCUCUCAUACGCAAAUACCGGAGGAGAAGGAAGAGGAGGAAGAGCAGGAGAAGAAAGAGGAGGAGGAGGAGGAGGAGACAGCGGAGCAGGACAUGGCUCCAGACGCUUCUUCCCUCCCAGCGGAAGUCAGCCGACAUGUGGCGGCGACCGGUCGAGAGGCAGAGGAGUCCAGGAAAGAGGACACAGAGACAGAGAAGAAGAAUGCAGAAGAGGAGAACGACGGUGAGAGGGAGCUGGAGGAAAGCGCAGAUGAUCCGAUGGUGACGCCAGACGAAGCUCCUAAUGGUCUCCCCCUGCCCGAGGAGGGCGUGACCGGGAUGGUCGCCCCCGCAGAGGAAGAGGAAGAGCCUGAGCCUAAAAUGAACGGAGAAGCCUCUCUGGUUGAAGCAGAACCACGGCCGCAGGUUAUUUGUUGCUCUGAGCCACCUGUGGUAAAGACAGAAAUGGUGACUAUAUCAGACACGUUUGCAGCCCAGAAAACUGAGAUAGCUACAAAAGAAGUGCCCAUCGUACACACGGAAACCAAGACCAUCACAUAUGAAGCCGCACAGUUGGAUGGUAACGGCGACGGCGAGCCCGGAGUGUUGAUGACUGCUCAGACAAUCACCUCUGAAUCUCUGUGUACUACCACAACCACACACAUUACCAAGACGUUAAAGGGCGGCCUAUCAGAGACAAGGAUUGAGAAACGCAUCGUCAUCACUGGCGACUGCGACAUCGACCACGACGAGGCACUGGCCCAGGCCAUUAAGGAGGCCAAAGAGCAACAUCCUGACAUGUCUGUUACCAGAGUGGUGGUUCAUAAAGAAACUGAACUGGCUGAGGAGGAGGAUUGACUGAACUCAGAGUUGAAGGGCCCACCGUGACUGUUUUCUCUGACGUUUAACGACCUUCAUAACCCUGCAACAACCAACCCUGACUGACUGAAGAGGAGGAGGAGGAGGAGGAGGAGCUGAAACACAGGAGGAGAAGGGGGUAGACAAAUGGGGAGACGUUGCCGAUCUCUUCCCAGUGGGUCUCUCUUACAUGUUUGUGGUGCGUCUAAAUCCCUCACUCCAAAACCAAGAAAAAGAAUAAUAAUAUCGUCACUCUUCCUGAGGGAACAGAAAAGAACCACUUUGUUAGCUUAACAUUUGUAGCGUGUUUUAAAUUUUUAAUAGAGCAUUUUUUUUCUUUUAACUGUUUGUUUUACAAAAAGACAGAAGAUAGUGUGUCUGUCAUGUCUUGCAAAAAUAAAAUUAGUAGGGAUGCACUGAUAACCAAUCCUGAUGAGAUACAAGGCUGAAAAAGAUUUUUAUACCAUUGUACCAGUGACCUUCAAUAACACUGAAAAGUCAAAACAAAGUUUCUCAUGCAUUUCAAAAAGGAAAUUUUUGUCUGAAAGUCAUUCAUUUGACACGGACGGUAUGUACUUGGAAUCUGCAUCAGCGAUGGAAAAGUUGUGUUGGUGCAUUCCUGGCAAACAAAAGAAAGUAAUUUGUUAAAUUACAGCUCCCUCACUUGAUUGUGAUUUAAAUAGAGAGUAAACAUAAUGUGAAUUUCUACAGCAACAACUUGGUCUUUGAAAACAUUUUUUUUCAAAGUGUAACAAAGUAAAAAAAAAAAACACAUUCAGGUGAACCAGCUGUGUCACCUUAUCACAGUGUAAUACUAAUAAUUACAGAAAAUAGGGAGCUGUAACUUAAAAUACUGCAGUAAGAACCAAUCAACCUGGUUUAUGAAUUUUUAUGAUUUGGUUAGUAUUCAUCCACAUUCCUCGUGUGUUGACUCGCGUUGGCUGAGUGAGUUCAUUUUCAGUUAAUUUUACCUUUUUCACAGCCGGCGGGGAUGGACGGAGCCUUAGUCGGAUAAAUGGGUUUGACUUUAAUUAAUCUGGAGAAGCCAAAUGGUGCAGGAUAUAUUUGUACGUUUUACUUUAUUUUGGAAUUUUUACUACACAGAAAUGAAUUUGAACUGAAAAUGAACUGACUUUAAAGCCGGUUUAUACAACUUUCUGUACAGUAAAAAACUAAUGAAGAUGAUUAGAUGGGAGCAGAAAUGCAGCUUUUUAUUACCUUAAACGCUCUCCCUGGGCCCGCCCACUGUACAACACUAGCCAUUCCCGUUGGGCCGCAGGGGAACAAGGGAGCAGACUUAUGAUUGGGAGAGAGGACCAGUAAACUGAAGGAUAAUUGGGAGAUAGAGGUGGCGCUGUGCAGUGCCCGAACCAACAACUUGGGAGUGAUAAUGAAUUGAACAUUGAUGCAUGUUGGCCUUACUCUACGGCAAGUUUCACUCCUGUUUUAAUAUGCUUAGGACAAUGUUUAAUACAUAAUCUGCUAUUUAAAUUAUUCAGAGUACUGUGCUCUAACCAGCACAGGUACCAAAACUAGGAUUUACAGUUGGAACAACUUGAAACAAGAAUUCAAAAUAAUGGGAUUUCUACCAGCAUGCUAACUCUGCAUCAGAGCCUGUUUGUCGCCAUAGUUUAGCUUAAUUUCGCUCCCAGCUUCUUUUCAUACCUGACUAGACAAUAGCAAGAAAACCUGCUAGAUAUCAUGAGAUCUGGGAUUCAAUUCAGCAUGUCUUCACACAGUUUUAUCUAUCUUGAGUGAGUCUAGAUAGAAGCCUUCUGUAUUGAUUGGUUUUAGAGCGUUUAGAUGACAGAUUAUCUUGGCUCAUACCGGACGUCUAGAUAAUAUGGCUGCGUUGUAACUGCUUCACCGCGACCAAGUGUUUUUCAGCAGUAAAAUAAAUUUUAUGUUUUUGACCUAUUUUAGUUUCAAAAUGACAUUCAGUUCUAUUCUACAUGAUUCUGCUACACAAAAUCAUAAGGGACUGAAUCAGUCAGUACACUACUCCCAGGCAUGGAAACGGUUACAACACAGCAGUAAAACGCAGCUUAAAAGGGAAGUCUUAUCCGAGGGUUUGAAGUGCUCUUGAACCCCAUAAAUGGAAUAUCUUUAUGUUUUUA
Molecule: messenger RNA, 5421 nt
Organism: Micropterus salmoides (largemouth bass)
Lineage: Eukaryota; Metazoa; Chordata; Actinopteri; Centrarchiformes; Centrarchidae
Gene: epb41l2
Product: erythrocyte membrane protein band 4.1 like 2
Exons: 24
Coding region: 221-3304 (1027 amino acids)
Biological process (GO): cortical actin cytoskeleton organization
Cellular component (GO): cytoskeleton; plasma membrane
Molecular function (GO): structural molecule activity; actin binding
Source: RefSeq, a predicted model, not a curated record